GAAGGGCUCCGAUAUUAUUAUUAUUUUAAAUAUAGCUUGCCCUGGGGCAGGGGAAAUGCACAAGGAAAGAGCCGGCAAGCAGCCUAUCUCUCAGAAGAAAGGAGCAAGACUCACAGCACAGGAACUGGCUUCACUCAAGUGUGCACUUUAGAAGUCAAAAAAAAAAAAGAAAAGAAAAGAAAAGAAAACUAUUCCAAAUACCACCAUUUUGGAGGAGACUGAAGAAGAAGGACCUAAAACUGGCUAAAUGCAGUGAAGGAUAUGGUAAAUCAGGGUACAAAGUGAACCUAAUUGCAGUUUAAGUGGGAGCUCUGAAGUACGAUGUAAGUCUUCCUUGAAUUGUAUUUUUGAUCCUAGUACUUAUUUGCUUAAUUUCCAUUUUGAAGCCAUGCUGGGCCAAAAGGUACAAUUAGUUGUAAAAAUCAACAUGGAGCAUAAUAAGAAAUCUCUGAUAUGAGGCUGAAAAUGAUACUGAAAUACAACAGAAGUCAGAGACUAUCAGCCAUAUUAUGGAAGAUGAACUAUAAAUAAAAGCAUAUCUAAUUAUUUUGAGAGAAAGAUGCUGGAUAGAAUCUUUAAUCAACUUUCUUAACAGAGAAGCGAGAGCUCUGCUGUUUUGUAUGGCAAGCUAUUUUAAUACUGCUGUGUUUAAAAUUGUGUGAUUACAGUUACCAAUAGCAAUAAGAUGUAGCUCCAGAGGGGAGUCCUAGUGGUUGCAAAGUUUUUUCUCUUUUAUUUCUCCAACAUUUUUGCUCUCUGAAGCCUCAAGUCCACAUUCUCUGUUCUACACUUGGGUUUUGCUCUUCAGCUGGAUUUUUCAAUGUGUGCUAACACCGGACUUCCUAGGGAACUGAAAACAAAACAUUCCAUCAUUCGGAAUAAUCCUGGUAUGGUUUUCUACAGCACGUUAGUGGCAAAAAUACUGUCGACAAAAGAUUGUGUUCCAUCAACUUCUGGCAUGGACAGCUGAGGAAUAUAAAGCCUGAUGGUGACAAAGGGUGAUAAUCUCCUGUUUUGCACUAUUUAUCUCACCAGUUUCGGACUUAGCAAUGGAUAUUCUUUGUGAUGAGGAGAGCUCUGUGAACCCAACUGCAAACUCCUUAAUACAACUAAAUCACGAGAGAAGACUCUACAAAAACGUUAAUGGACCUGCAGAUAUUAAUCUUUCACAUCUCUUUAACUUGACUGUGGACUCUGAAAACCUGACUAAUCUUUCAUGUGAAGCUAACAUGAGUCCACCGUGCUACUCUUCCUUGUUUCAGCUUUCAGAGAAAAACUGGCCAGCUUUGCUGACAGUGAUAGUGAUUGUUUUAACCAUUGCUGGAAAUAUUCUUGUCAUCAUGGCUGUGUCACUGGAGAAAAAGCUACAGAAUGCCACUAACUAUUUUCUAAUGUCACUUGCAAUAGCUGAUAUGCUGCUGGGCUUCCUUGUCAUGCCUGUGUCCAUGUUAACCAUACUGUACGGAUAUACAUGGCCUCUACCCACUAAGCUCUGUGCUGUUUGGAUCUACUUGGAUGUGCUUUUCUCCACUGCAUCCAUUAUGCAUCUCUGCGCCAUCUCACUGGAUCGCUAUAUUGCCAUUCGAAACCCCAUCCAUCACAGCCGCUUUAACUCAAGAACCAAGGCUUUCGCAAAAAUAAUUGCUGUGUGGACCAUAUCAGUCGGUAUCUCCAUGCCUAUACCAGUCUUUGGUCUACAAGAUGAUUCCAAAGUGUUUAAGAAAGACAGCUGCCUACUUGCAGAUGAGAAUUUUGUCCUAAUAGGCUCUUUUGUGGCAUUCUUCAUCCCUCUAACCAUCAUGGUGGUGACCUAUUUUUUAACUAUCAAGUCACUGCAGAAAGAAGCUACCUUAUGUGUGAAUGACCCUGGCCCAAAGACCAAGUUUGCUUCAUUUAGUUUCCUCCCUCAGAGCUCCCUGUCUUCAGAGAAACUCUUUCAGAGGUCUUUGAACAGAGACACGGGGACUUCCGGGAGGAGAACGAUGCAAUCCAUCAGCAAUGAGCAGAAGGCUUCCAAGGUUCUUGGCAUUGUCUUCUUCCUGUUUGUUGUGAUGUGGUGCCCAUUUUUCAUCACCAAUGUGAUGGCUGUAAUUUGCAAGGAAUCAUGCAAUGAAGAAGUCAUUGGAGGACUACUUAAUGUAUUUGUUUGGAUUGGCUACCUUUCUUCGGCUGUCAAUCCACUCGUAUACACAUUGUUCAAUAAAACCUACCGCUCCGCUUUUUCUCGUUACAUUCAGUGUCGCUACAAGGAGGAGAAGAAACCUUUCCAGUUGAUUUUGGUGAACACUAUCCCAGCGCUUGCGUAUAACUCCAGCCAGCUCCAGCUAGCACAAAUGAAGAGUUUGAAAAAAGAGGCCAAAAUGAUGGCUAAGGAUUAUUCGAUGGUUACAAUAGGAAUACGUCACUUAGAUGGUACCUCAAAGGGAAAUAUCAAUCCAGUGAAUGAAAAGUGUGACAUCCUCCGAAAACACAGAAGAUGUAUCCAAGACAUAAAAAUAACAAGGGAAACUUGGGUAAGUACUGAAAAAAAGUUGAAGCAGGGGAAUACACUUUUCAGAGAAUUUGACCAGUGUAUGAUACCUUCUUUGGGUACAUACUACUCUUCAUCCAGAAAGUUCCUAAAAUAAAGCUAAUUUUCAAAUAACAAAAGCUUGAAGCUUUUUUGGCAAAGCUGGAUUACACCCAAGCCCUGUCAGGUUCUCCGGUGUGCGGGCACACCUCUGCCACAGCUAAAUGCCACCGGGGGCAAAUUCUAGGCACACACCAACCAAUGGCCCAGUGGAGCAACCUCCAAACAAAAGCAGAAUGGCAGUGGUGCCAUGCUCUGAUUACGUCCGUAAUGUGGGCUACCAGCAGAGCAGAAUGCCAGAGUGUAUCACAACUCACACCUACUGACCAGCUUAGACACAGCCUCUAAGACUGGGAGAACUUUCCACAAACAGCUUAAUGCUUUGUUAAUGUAAUCUUUGAUGUUUCCUCAGUCAUGCAAUGCAUGCAGUUCACAGUGCUGGGAUACAGGUGUCUGCCAUUUUACUUUGGGACAGAUUCCAGUAUUUUAGGUGUGGUGAAGAUUCCUGUUCUAUAAGUGGCAACGUUGGAAACAGUGCCACCAAUAACACAGUAAAACGGUGAUUAUCUAGAAUAUCAGCAAUAAAAUCAGAGUUGGAUGCUGUCACUUCACACAUCAUUUUCCAUCCGACUGUUUGAGCUGAAAACUAUUUUAAUGAUGAUAUCAGAAACCUCAGUGGAUAAAAAACACUGUUUUGGAGAAAGAAAGAGAGACAGAAUGUGAAAAAGCACAAAAAAAACCUAUUUGCCCUUUCAGCAGGAGUUGCUCUAAGUCAAAUUCUAAUGAAGAAGAACAGCAAAAAGUUAUCAGUAUGGGGAAUGAGAAUAAACCUUACCUAAUUUCAAUAUAAUAGUAAGAAGAGGCCUUCACAGAGCAAGAAAUACUCUAAAAUGCCAUUAAUAUUAAAAUUUAGCCCAAAAAGAUGCAACUAACUUGUAGCUUAUAAAUGAACCAUUAGUCUGUAUUUCAUGAAGUUCAUUUGCAACAAAUAAUAAAAGGAAAUCAGGGAAUAAAUAUAGACAACAUCAUAAUUGAUCCACAAUGACAGUCUUGCAAAAAUAUCUUAUAUUGGCUACAUCUGACCGUUUCAUAAUGUUUUCAGAACAGUGUGACUGAAUAACUUUUUCUCCAUUUUUUAAAAUUCCGUAUCAUUCCACAAUCUACCUUUUUGACUUCUCAAAAAAAAAUCUACAGCAUGAUGCAACAAAGAUCCAACUCCUCAGUGGCUCACAAUGUUUUCUACAUAUAGAAGAACUAAAACUAAAUGAACGCCAUAACAGAAUACAGACAUUUCAGCAGCUAUAUCCCUUGAGGAUAAGAAAGCAGGCCUCCAGGCAUACCAAAUUUGGGUACCAUGUAUUAAAUGGAAUACAGAUAAUUCCCCUAUUAUUAUUUAAAUAGCAUAACAAAGCUGUGGAAGAUUAUGACAAGUUAAACAUAAAUAAACACAGAAAGGUUGCUCUAGAAGAUUAAAAUCAACACAAGAAACUGUUACGGGGCCAAUAAGCUUAAGGUCAUGCUUGACAUUAGAGUAAGUGCAUAAACAGAAGUAAAAAGGCCAAGUUUCACAUUAAUUAAGCUAAUCAGAACCAGAACACAGGCAUGAUGACCAACUAAUCCAUCUAUAUAUUUUGACAGAGGACCGAAAAUGUUUUAAGACGCCCCUAAGUAUUGUCCUCUUUGGAUGCGAUCCCUUUUAAAAUAGCUGGCAUUUAGUGGGACCUGGUCUGUGCCAAAAACAUUGCAUCCUCAUACGCACUUCUGCGAGCCCCAGAGAUGUUGCCUUUGGCAGGACUAUUUCAGCACCUUAGAGGCCUCCCCUUCUUUCCUUCAUUCUAGACGCGUGGCUUCAACAACAGGCUUCAUAACAUCUGCCACCUCUACUCCACUGAAACAUCUUGAUGAAAUUUAAACCUUGUUUUUAUUCUUCCAGUUCAGCAGAUUUUACGUCUCAAGCAAGUUGCGCUGGAUACUAAACAAAACUGUUUCUGUGAAAGUGGAAGCUAUAAAGAAAAACAAGUUACUCCGUAAACAAUGAAACCAAUGAAGCAUGAUUCUAGAGAUCUAUAUCUUUUGUCCUCUCUCCUUCCUCCUACCCCCAGCUCUGCCUGCUAACUUCACCUUUUUUACCGUGCAUGCAGCAGCACAUGCUGUGGCUGUUUUGGAGCUAUGCAUUUGUAAGACAUCAGUGGAACAAAACUAAGCGUGACAUCUUGCAGAAGGGAAAGCUUUACAAAAACUCUAAAUAAAUUGAUCUUACCAAUUCACAUUUAUUCUCUCAUAGAUUUCGUUUACUCACAGCCUGUCACCCAUAUACUCCCAAGCACCAGGAUGUGUGUUUUCAAGUGGUCCAGCCAGGAUAAACUUGUGCGCAACACAAAGGACACAAGACACUGGCUACCAAGCCCUCAUGAUGUCUCCUAGGGUUCUUUCUGAUUGGCAACAACAAACUAAUUUUUGGACAGAUAUUUUAUAUCUGUCAAGAACAGUCUUUUACUUUUAUCUUCCUGUUGUGCUAAGAGAAAAAGGAACAGCAUAUGUGAUAUGCUGCAGUCUUGCUGCCAUCCUCCUGUGAGUGCAAGGUCUUCUGUUAACAAGUCUUACGUGCUGUAGCGUUAGCAGAGCACAAGGCUGUCUGGGCUUGACAGAAACAACACAAUCUUCAGUGUGACUGACGGGGAACAGUUUUCUUUGUUAUCAGUACAGGCCACUCUUCCAACCCUUUGCUCUGCUGUUCCUUCUGGUAUUUCCCCACACACUUUCAUAUCAAUCUUUGUAUUUGUGGAACAAGUCUCUAAUACGUUCACUCGCUGGGUGGCUGGCUGAUAUGAAUUUGCUGACUGGUUGCUUCCCCUCAAAAUAGAUAAAGGCUGAGCUAUCAUUGUCUCUCCCUCUGUUGGGGCACUAGUUAGUGUUUCAUUUUUCUAUCACUGAUCAGUUUUCACAGAACAUGCUGGAUGCUAAUACAGUUGUGAUCUUUGAUUCAGACUGACCAGCAAGUUUAGAAGUUAUUAGCUGAGAGACAGACAGGGAGUACAACACUCUUUUCCAGGUGGAUCACUUCUUGAGGAAAUCAAAAAUGUCUGCUAUUCAGUUCUUAAAAAUAAUAGUCAACAAUAGGCAUUUCAGAAUAAAAUGAAAAGAAUAAAAAGGCUGGGAACUCUCUCUUCUCCCAGAAAAGUCAAUGAUCUUGAAACUAUGAUCUUAACAUCAAAGGUUUAUUGUUCUUCUUGACAGCAAUAACUCGUCUACAUCUCAACAUUUUUAAAAACAUGUCCUGUCACUUUGAAAAAAUGGUGCCCAGUCAUGAGGUGCUCUUAUAGAGAGAACAUAAACAAGCUUAUAGUGUUCUUUGGAAUGCAAUACUGGGAGAAUUCCCAGAAACUGGUUUAGGUUAUUAUCACUCCGAUGUGCUCUGCAGGCAUCAGUGUGAAUUAAAAACACAGUUUUCUCAAGGAGAGAAGAACGAAUUUUUUUUAGAAUAAAGACCUUAGGAUAUUGCCCUUUCAAUUUAACUUCUCAACCCUAAAUCUCCUGAGUUUCUUGGCUUCCCCCUUCUCAGUCUUGAUAUAUUUUUGCUUACUGUACCUAGAACCAAAUUCCAGAACACUGUGUAAGACUGUUUCAGAUCUGUUUGCUAUUUACACCGCAGUUUUCCAGAAGCUCUAUGAUUUGUAAGACUGCAAAAGAAGUCUAGAAACCAUUCCUACACUUUUUCUUUACUACCAUAUGCAAGCUUAUUUUAAUCCUGCAGUGAUCCAUUCAGUUAACAAACUUUAGCAAUACUGGACAUUCAAACUGUUUUGGGCAGGUCAUCAAUGAACGUUACAAAAAGUGCAAUUUGUAAUAUUUAAUUUGAUUUGUGGCCAGGAAAUAUGUAACUUGUCUAGCCAAGCAAAAAAUAUGGUGGGUUUUCCCUCUUUAAAAAAAAAAAAAGAGAGAGAGAGAGAGAGACAGAGAGAGAGAGAGAAAGAUCCAGGUAUUCUUGAGUGAUCCCUUAAAAAAGCAACUGUGAUAUAAGUUUUAGUUUUAGGUAUCUGAAAUGCCCCCUACAACUAGAUUAGCAUUCUAUGCCAAAGAGUUUGUAUCGACAUUUUCAUAUGUUGGAUGCAAUUACAAAAGCAUUGUUAUUCAGCAAUAUGCUAUUUAGCAUAUUCUGCCUUCCGUCCAGAAGGAAAAGCCCUCAACAGACUCAGUCAACAUUCUGAAGGAAAUCUAGAUAAGCUAGUUAAGAGAAAGAUGUUAAAUACUUACUACGUAUCCUGAAAUCAUCCUCUCCAAGAAGAUUAAAUUCAAUGGCAAAGACCCCCCAAAAUCCCCAAAGAAUAUUAGGGUCAUACCAUUUUAAAUAAUUGCUGGCUUAAUCUAUUAUUUUGUUCUAGUAAAUGAAAAAUACCUUUUUGUAAGUUAUUAUCAUAUCAUGAUGUUUUAGCGACACGAUAGAAUUGUUCUUCCCUUACACAGCUGUAGCCAAGAUCAAAGCUAGCCUUUCAAACUUGUUUCGUGUUUGAAAAAGUUCUUUGGUAAAAGUGUAAAAUAGUUUAAAAAAACAUAAAUAAAACAUUCUGAGGUUUCAAACACACAGCAUUACAGUAGUUUGCCUAUUUCCCAUCAGUUACACUAGCAGGAGGGGCCAGAAUGGUGCACGUUCUUAAUCCGCCCAUAUUGUAACAUAGUAAAGCAGAACUACCAGAUGCAGAUGUUAUAAUGGAAAGAUAAUUAACUUUCACAAUUUAGAAGUGAUCGCAAUGGUAUUUCCUGACUUCAAACUCCAAAAUCUAUUAGCUGUUCUCCUAGCGACUCAAGAGAUCCAAAUACUGUAAUGAAAUUAAAAUAAAUACAUUUUUGCUAGAAUUACAGAAUAAUUGAGGUUGGAAGAGACUUCCAGAGGGCCCCUAAUCCAAGCCCCUUGCUCAAGAGUGGUCCAACUAGACCAGGUUGCUCAGGGCCUUGUAUCCAAGUUGUGAGUAUCUCCAAGGAUGGAGAUUUCUGCAGUCUGGCUGGGCAACCUGUGUCAGUGCUGACUACCCUCACAAAGAAGAAACUUCUCCUUGUAUCUGUACAGAACUACCAAUGUUUCAGCUUGUAUCCACUGUCUCUUGUCCUAUCACGACGUGCCUGGAAUAAGAGUCCACCUCCAACCUUGAAGACUGCAAUAGUAUCUCCCCUUACCCAUCUCUUCUCAAGGCUGAACAAGCCCAGCUCUCGCUCUCUCCUUGCACAUCCUGUGCUCCAGUCCCCUGACCAUCUUGGUGCCCCUCCACUGGACUCAGUCUCAUUAAUCAAUGUCUUUCUUCGACUGAGGAGCCCCAAACUGGGGCCAGGCGAUUUCUCCAACCUGUUGAGGUUCCUUCUGAACAGCAGCCCUGCCCUACAUUGACUUCUCUUCCCAGUUUGGUAACAUAAAUGAAUUUUCUGAGAGUGCACUCCAUCCCAUCAUCCAGGCCAGUAGUACAGACAUUAAACAGUCUUGGCUCUCAUUUUGAUCCCUGAGGGAUAUCACUCUGCCAGCAAGACUUUGUACUGCUGAUCACCACCCUUUGAGCCCAGCAAUGCUGCCAAUUUUCCACCCACCUUAUCUCCCAGUAAUCCAGCCCACACCUCACCAAUUUGGCUCAAAGAAAACUAAGGCAAGCUGCCACAAGUCCCUUAUUAAAGUCAAGGUAAGCAACAUCCACUGCUCUUGGCUUGCCCACAGAGCCAAAUAUCUCAUCGCAGAAGGCAAUUAGGUUGAUCAGGCAUGACUUGCUUUUGGUAAAUCCAUGCUGGCUGUUCCUAAUCACCUUCUUAUUCUUCAUAUGCCUAGAAAUGGCUUCCGGGAGGAUUUGUUCCACAGCCUUCAUAGGGUUGGAGGUAAGGCUGACCAGGCUGUAGUUCAGCGGAUCCUCCUUCUUGCCUUUCCUGAAAAUAAGUGCUACAUUUGCCUUUUUCCAGUCAUCAGUAACCUCCCAAGAUUGACUUGACCUUUUAAGGACGAUAGAAAAUGGCCUCACAAUGACACUGGCCAGCUCUGUCAGUACUAUCUAUCUGAUGCAUUCCAUCUGGUCCGAUGGACUUGUGCCUAUCCAAAUGGCUUAUGUGCUCCCUAACUUAUUUUCCUCCACUAUGGGUAAUACUUCACCUAACACACAGACUUUAUGAGUGAAAGCUGAGGCAAAAAAGGGCAGUGAGUACCUCACCUUUUCCAAUGUGCGUGAUCACUAGCUCCCCUGCCCCAUUGAGCAGUGGGCCCAUAGCGUACUUAGGCUUCCUUUUGCUGUCAGCGUACACACAGAAACCAUUCUUGUUGCUCUUCGCAUCCCUUGCUAGUCUCAACUCCAGCUAAGCUUUUGUCACGGUUCAUUGUGCUCUCUCAAAUUUAUGGGAUAGCAUACUGUGCGAAACAAACUUUAUUUGUAUAAGCUCAUUAGGGAAAAAAAAUAAACAUGAAACAAACAAGAGGUCAAUCCUUUCUCUGUAGACCAGUCUAAAUUGCUAAUUCUCUAGUUACUUAAUUCGCUAGUUCACUGAUUCAGUAACUUGAUAAUUUGUUACUUUGCGCGCUAGUAAGUGAAAUAGUAACCUAACUGAGGGUGAGAGUGCUUAUCCUUCCUCCCAAGGCAUCCCCUGAAUUGCACCAGGAAGCUUGAGAGCCUCUGCAGUCCAGCUGCUGGUUUAUCUGCUUUAAGGGCCGUCUGGGUGGCUUCCAGCUCAGAAGUUUGGUCUAUACCAUCCCUACUGGUCAUUUCAGUUACUAAGCAAGGAUUUACCUUAUUUCAAAGAGUUUCAGCCCUUUCAGGUGUUAACAAGCAGUUACUUAUAAACCUACAAGGAUAACAGACUUCAUUCUUUUUGUCCUUGAGUAUCUGGCUGACUUGUUGCACUCGCUUUACCUUAAUGGCAUUGCUCCCAGCACAAUCAGGCAUUAGCAUGAGCUGCUAAGCUCAUCCAUGUUGGCCCAUGCUCAACUUUCUGCACAUUGAAUGGACCUUUUGCGCUUUGAGGAGGCUGUCCUUGAAGAUCACAAGCUCUCCUGGGCCCCUUUGCCCUCCAGGGCAGUCUCCUGUUGGAUCCUGCCAAGCAGAUCGCUGAAUAAGCCAAUAUCUGCUCUUGUAAGGUCCAGGGCUGUUACUCUACUAUUUGUUUGGCUCACUUUUAAACAGUAGUUAAAACUGUAAUUGAUUUCACAUAUUAGUGAGUGAAAACUUGCUCCCUUUAAGGUUUAGUCUUUCCUGCGACUCCAGUUACUCUGUCUGAAUCAAAUUAAAUGAGGACAUUCAGAAGACAGACCAGUAUCUUUUCUUAAAAUUCAAAACAGUCAAAUUUUUUGCAAUCUCUCUUGGGGAAAUACGAACAUCUACUUUCACUCUUUCAUCUUAAACCAUAUUUGGAAUCUUCUAACUCUUUCAUUAUCUGUACUUCCUGUAGGACCAAUAUGUAUUUCUGAAAUAAAUGUUCUUCUUGCUGGGGAUUUCAUCAGUUUUUCCAAAAGCCAUCGUAGGCAUGUUACCAUACUCAGUCUCUGACAGCAAUAAAAUACUGUUUUUUCCUCAACAUUUGUAAAAGCCAUGCUCUUCAAAAUAACCUUUUAAAUACACAGCAGAAGCAACCUUAUGUAUCGUAAUUUUGCAUUACUCUUUAUCUGACAUCAUUAUAAAUAACACGAUUAAAUAGUCCUCAUGAAGAGAGUUCAUGAAACUCAACUUAGAGCUUCCUUCUACUAUUCCGAUCCUCAGUUUGACAAAUGACUUGAGGUCUGU
This is a messenger RNA of Struthio camelus australis, 10308 nucleotides long. Lineage: Eukaryota; Metazoa; Chordata; Aves; Struthioniformes; Struthionidae. The record is from RefSeq and is a predicted model, not a curated record.